This is a messenger RNA of Ostrinia nubilalis (European corn borer), 1985 nucleotides long. Its product is annotated as alpha-ketoglutarate-dependent dioxygenase alkB homolog 7, mitochondrial. The coding region runs from base 160 to 936 and encodes 258 amino acids. The record is from RefSeq and is a predicted model, not a curated record. NCBI's taxonomy places the organism in Eukaryota, Metazoa, Arthropoda, Insecta, Lepidoptera, Crambidae. The transcript is spliced from 5 exons. Gene Ontology annotation, biological process: DNA damage response; fatty acid metabolic process. Gene Ontology annotation, cellular component: mitochondrial matrix.
GUGUCAUUUUUCUUGUUAUUGUGUCAUUGUGUGAGGUUAUGUAUCUUAAAAAUAUUUGAAAAUAUUGAAAAUGUAUAGCUAUUAGGUUUUUUAAUCUACAAUUAAUGAGAAAGUUUUCUUUCUCCUCUAUCUCUGUGUUCCUUAUUAUGAGAGUCAACAAUGUGUCUGCUAACGCUCAGUAGGUUGGGUGGCUUUAAAAUCAGACCAAUUUGUUAUCAUAUCUCCAAGACUUUUAGCAGUGAUAAUGUGCAAGCCAAGAUAAAUACACAGAAAUUAUCAGGAGAUCCGAGCCUGAUAGAGGUACUGCCGUCGUGGAAGGCCGACGAGGAGCCCGAGCUGCGUGCGGCGGUGCUGCGAGAUAUGCAGGUGCUGCCCGACUUCGUGUCGGAGGCCGAGGAGGCCGCGCUGCUCGCCGAGCUGGAGCCUGCGUUGAAGCGCAUGAGAUAUGAGUUCGAUCAUUGGGACAAUGCAAUACAAGGGUACCGCGAGACGGAGCGCAGCACGUGGAGCGCGGCCAACUCGCUGGUGCUGGCGCGCGUGCGACAAUUAGCCUUCGGGCCCGGUGAGGAGCCGCUGCCGCACGCGCACGUGCUGGACCUCGCCGCCGCCGGCUUCAUCCGCCCGCACGUCGACGCCGUCCGGUUCUGCGGCGGCGUGAUCGCGGGGCUGUGCCUGGCGUCAGACGCCGUCAUGCGGCUGCGGCACGCGGCGCGCGACCACCUCGCGCUCGACGCGCUCAUCGCGCGCCGCUGCCUCUACGUCAUGAGGGGCUGCGCGCGCUACGACUUCACGCACGCGGUACUGGGAGGCUCGGAAAGCGUGUGGCGCGGCGAGCGACUGCCGCGCCGCCGCCGCGUGGCCGUCAUCACGCGCAGCCGCCCGCCGCCCGCCGGCCCGCCGACACCGCCGCCGACACCGCCGCCCGCCGACAGUUAAACGUACGCCUACUUCAUGUUACUUAGGCGGGUUUUAGAAUCGCGCUGACCGCUCGCUGAUCGUCGGCGCUGACGGAUCAAUAUGUAGGUUUGAUUUCCUCCUACGCUGACGUCAGUCGCGUACAUCGGUUGAGCGUACGAAUAAACACAAUGUUCUAUGAAGCACCGCACUGCAACGCUGUCGUCAGCGGCAGAUAAUUUAGUACUGGAGGAGGAAAUCAAGCCUAUGUAAUUGAAGGGAACGUUCCUGAGUGACGCUGAUCGCUCGGCGCCGACGCUUCAUACAUUCAGCUGUCAGCGCUGACGGUCAGCGGGCGUCAGCGUGACUCUAAAACCAGCCUUAUGCCCGUUUUCACCGCUUGCUCCCAACGAGUCACACCCAAACGAGUAACCCUGUUACUCGUUGGGACAAAACCUUUUAAAGAGAUGUCCCAUCGAGCAACGGUGUGACUGGAUGGGAUUUUUUUUCCCAACGAGUAACAGGGUUACUCGUUUGGGUGUGACUCGUUGGGAACAAGGAGUUUUCACCAUCAAUCCCUAAUUUUUAUCAACCACAAAAAGGUAACACAUAACAGGAAUUGUUUUAAAAAGGUCACUUAAAAUUUAGGGAUUAAUGGUGAAAACGGGCUUUACACGAAUACUUUUUCCUGCGAAUAUUUAUGAUUUCCGCAAGUACCAGUCAUUUUCAGUCAUAUAAUACAGGCAAAAUGUAUCGUACCUAUUUUGAAAUAAAAUAGAGGAGUGGGCGAUAAAGCAGCAACAGCAGAUUAGCGUCAAGUCGUUGAAACUUGGCCUGAAUGCAGCGGACACGAAAACACAUAAGUCUCUUGACUCGGGCUAAAGACAUGUUGGAAUAUCCUACACCCAGUCAAGUGUCAAUGCCUAUAGAAUUUAUAUGUUGUUAUUGUUCCUUUAGUUAGAUGAAUUAUUUCUUGAUUUCUCUACCAAGAUUAUGUGAUACAGAAGUCAGUAUUUUUGUAUCUAAAUAGAUUUAAUUUAGUGAUUUUGUAAAUAUAGAAUUUAUUUAUAUUAAAUUGUUAAAUUUGACCA